AUGGACUUGACUCUGAAUCAAGUGUACUGUCAUCAGCGCAGAUUGAUAAUAACUCUUCUUCCUUAUUCCCAGGUGGGCAAAGCUGUUUCAGUGCUUAUUCCUGAAGACAGUCAAUUGGCAGUCGAGUUAUUAGCAGACAACAUUAUCAGAAGAGCUUGCCAGAUACCAGCAACAAGCCCUUAUCUUUUUGCAAAGGGAAAAAACACACUACCGUUGAGACGUCAACGUAAAACAGAUUCUGUUCCAUCAGUUUUCGAGUGGUCUAAAGAAUGUACAGAUGAAUCAAGAUUAAAUCGACGAUUAUCCAGGGAAGACAAUGUCAACAACAACAACACAAGUGAAGAGGUAAUAGUUUUAGACGACGAGUUUACUAUUAAGGAGAUAACAGAAGUUUCAACAGAUGAUAAUGAAUUUACCGAGUCAAAGGAAGAACCAGUAAUAGAGCCUGUUUUUGUUUCAGCUUCAACUCAAUGUAAUCAACCUUUAUUUCACAUUGAAAAAUUUUUUCAUGAUGAUGCUGCUGUUUUAUUUUAUACUGGUCUUUCAAAUUAUACUGAUUUUAUAUUUACACUUAAUAGUUUAG
Messenger RNA from Lottia gigantea (owl limpet), 583 nucleotides. RefSeq lists its product as hypothetical. NCBI's taxonomy places the organism in Eukaryota, Metazoa, Mollusca, Gastropoda, Lottiidae. The annotation marks the transcript as partial. The record is from RefSeq and is a predicted model, not a curated record. The transcript is spliced from 3 exons.